GCUUAUACAUGUAUAUAAGACCUAAGAUAACGGUAUCAGUCGUUCUUGUGUCUGUCGUCAACAUGAAGACCUCCGUGCUACUGUUGUUUUGCUCUGUUUCAAUGGAUCUUACGGCCAGCUGGGUCUUGGGCGGAGGCUUUCCAGUGGACACGAAGGACUUGCAAGAUGAUGGAGACUGGCUGCUGGAUGAUGCUGAUCUUCUGUCUGGGUCGGGCUCUGCUGAUUAUUCAGGUUCCGGUUAUAGGGACUAUGAAGCGCCCGUAACAACAACAACAACAACAAAAACAACAUCCACGUCAUUAAAACCACAACGUUCCAGUUCAGCGGAAUCUUCACAGACAUACACCACACAGACAACAGGUUCAAGCACAGCUGAACUUCAACAGACAACAACGGCACAAGCAAAAACAAUGUCGACAGGUUCAACCACAACGGAGUCCCAACAGACAACCACUUCACGUUUAAAAGCAGUGUCGACAACAAAAUUAUCAGGUUCAAGCACAUCUGAACUUCAACAGACGAGCACAGCACAAGCAAAAAUAAAGUCAACAGGCUCAACCACAACUGAGACCCAACAGACAACGACUUCACGUUUAACAGCAGUGUCGACAACAACAUCAUCAGAUUCAACCAAAGCAGAGAAAGUAUCAACAUCAAAGUCAUCAGGCACCGAGAACGUGGUUGUGGAGCUGUCAGUUACAGACACCAAUGGGACGAGAUUUUAUCUCAUUGGUGGCCUCAUAGGCUCUGGCUUGGUCAUUCUACUGGUUGCUGUCGUUCUGGGUGUCGUCGUCAAACGCAGAGUGUCACGCAGAGAGGAACCACUACUCGGUGACGACAUGAGGGAUGCACGCGGCUAUAAAUAUUAACACUUUAUAGAACGGAGGACCAACACACCAAUCAAGGCAGCUCUACAUGACAGAAGAUAUUUAGACAAUUGUGUUCCAAUAACGAAGAUACAAGGUCUCAGGGCUACAUGUUGACCAUGAGAAUAUGCCCACCGUUGUUUGUACACAGGAAGAAAACGUAAUUGAUCAUGUUCCUAUUUAUCAAUUUGUGAAGGUUUUCUUUUCUGAACUAUUUCAUGUAUAUUGGUGAUCACUUGGGCUUCAGUGCAGUCUAGACUAAAACACAAAUUCUGAUUAUGGUGCUUCACACAAAAUUAAGGGAAACGCUAGUUUCAUUUAAUGGCGUAAUUGUAGACUGCAUUAGUUUCAAGAUUAACACAUUAAAAGAUUUUUGGACCAAAACUACGCUUUCUGCUUCAUCGAAUGAAGCGACACAAAGUUUUAUGAGAGAAUAUGGGAUUCGUAGCCACGAUCAAGGGUUUAAAUCACCACUAGGGGAGACAACUCUGCAGAGUGCUUCAGACAACAGGUUCAUAAUUGCUCUCUGUUAAAACUAUAAUAAAACACUGUUCCAACAGUUUAUUGAAGGCAAAAUACUUCCGUGUACCAGUUAAAUCUGCAUCAGGGAUGUACUUUUCAAGGCAGCUAGAGGAAAUGAUGCUACAGUAUUCGAUGUGGUAGUUUAUAUUUCUGUACAUGUGUUUAAAUAAACAUAUAUUGUAAAUAGA
Haliotis rubra (blacklip abalone) is the source of this 1576-nucleotide messenger RNA. Its product is annotated as cell wall protein DAN4-like. The transcript is spliced from 12 exons. The coding region runs from base 9 to 869 and encodes 286 amino acids. The record is from RefSeq and is a predicted model, not a curated record. NCBI's taxonomy places the organism in Eukaryota, Metazoa, Mollusca, Gastropoda, Lepetellida, Haliotidae.